CAUCCUCCUCCUCCUCCGGCUGCCAGCGAGCCGCCUUGGGCCUGGGCCGAGCCGAGGUUCCGAGGGCACGGAGCCAUGGCGCACCAGACCGGCAUCCACGCCACUGAGGAGCUGAAGGAGUUCUUUGCCAAGGCCCGGGCUGGCUCCAUCCGACUCAUCAAAGUCGUCAUAGAGGACGAGCAGCUCGUGCUGGGGGCGUCGCGGGAGCCAGUGGGCAGCUGGGACAGAGACUAUGACCGCACCGUGCUGCCGCUGCUGGAUCCUCAGCAGCCCUGCUACCUUCUCUUCCGCCUGGACUCCAGGAAUGCCCAGGGCUUUGAGUGGCUCUUCCUCGCGUGGUCACCUGAUAAUUCCCCUGUGCGACUGAAGAUGCUCUACGCGGCCACACGGGCCACAGUGAAGAAGGAGUUUGGGGGUGGCCACAUCAAGGAUGAGCUCUUUGGGACUGUGAAGGACGACCUCUCCUUCGCCGGCUACCAGAAGCACCUGUCAUCCUGUGCGGCACCCGCCCCGCUCACCUCCGCUGAGCAAGAGCUGCAGCAGAUUCGCAUCAAUGAGGUGAAGACGGAGAUCAGCGUGGAGAGCAAACACCAGACCCUGCAAGGCCUUGCCUUCCCCCUGCAGCCUGCGGCCCAGCACGCUCUGCAGCAGCUACAGCAGAGGGCUGUCAACUACAUCCAGCUGAAACUGGAUCUGGAAAGGGAGACAAUUGAGCUAGUGCACACGGAGCCCACAGACGUGGCCCAGUUGCCCUCACGGGUCCCCAAAGAUGCCGCCCGCUACCACUUCUUCCUUUACAAGCACACCCAUGAGGGGGACCCUCUGGAAUCUGUGGUGUUCAUCUACUCCAUGCCGGGAUACAAGUGCAGCAUCAGAGAACGAAUGCUCUACUCCAGCUGCAAGAGCCGCCUUCUCGACUCUGUGGAGCAGGACUUCCGGCUGGAGAUCUCCAAGAAGAUUGAGAUCGACGAUGGGGCAGAGUUGACGGCCGACUUCUUGUACGAUGAGGUUCACCCCAAGCAGCAGGCCUUCAAGCAGGCUUUCGCCAAGCCCAAGGGCCCGGGGGGCAAGCGGGGCCACAAGCGCCUCAUCCGAGGUCCCGGAGAGAAUGGAGACGACAGCUAAGUGGCUGGACUGAGCCAUGAGGCGUGUGGACUGUGGGGCCGUGCACCCCCCCCACACACACUCCCACCCACCUCCCUCCUUUGCUCGGAUCCCAGGGUAGGGCUGCUUCCAGGUGGGCAGCUUCCAGCAGCCCCUGAACUGGCAUAUGUGACCUCCUCCUGCAACUCCUCUGUGUCCAGGGCAUCUAGGGGCCCUGCCCAGCUGGCUCCCGGGAGUGGGGGAGCCUGGGUUGAGUCUGGCUCCCAGGGGAACAGCUGAGGGGCCCCAUCACAGGCCAGAAGCCUUUGGCCACAGGGUGGGGAGGAGACGAUUGAAUGCUGUAUUUUUUAAAGAAUAAAAUAUUUUUAAAUCAA
Suncus etruscus (white-toothed pygmy shrew) is the source of this 1478-nucleotide messenger RNA. RefSeq names its product twinfilin actin binding protein 2 (gene TWF2). Lineage: Eukaryota; Metazoa; Chordata; Mammalia; Eulipotyphla; Soricidae. The record is from RefSeq and is a predicted model, not a curated record. Gene Ontology annotation, cellular component: cytoplasm; myofibril; actin filament. The coding region runs from base 76 to 1125 and encodes 349 amino acids. The transcript is spliced from 9 exons. Gene Ontology annotation, molecular function: actin filament binding; actin monomer binding. Gene Ontology annotation, biological process: barbed-end actin filament capping; actin filament depolymerization; positive regulation of neuron projection development.